Molecule: messenger RNA, 1223 nt
Organism: Megalopta genalis
Lineage: Eukaryota; Metazoa; Arthropoda; Insecta; Hymenoptera; Halictidae
Product: putative carbonic anhydrase 3
Cellular component (GO): cytoplasm
Molecular function (GO): zinc ion binding; carbonate dehydratase activity
Source: RefSeq, a predicted model, not a curated record
UAGCCAGUUAGAUUCGCGUCGCGUACACCAGUUAUAUGCUUAUCGUCAUCACGUACGCAUCAUCGGAUGAUCGUAAGCUCUGACAGUUCUGUACUGUGAUUUCGCGAUGAAGAAUUCGUACAUCAUUUUUAGUACUAUCGCAGGUUUAUUCGCGGUUACAGAAUCAAGUGACUGGGGAUACUGGGGCGAUCAUGACCCAGUACAUUGGCCAGGAUUAUGCGCGACUGGAAAGCAACAGUCGCCGAUAGAUAUUUCCACCAAGACCACCGUGAAAAAAGAUUUUUGUGACCUAACGUUCCGAAGAUAUGAGGACACGUACCAUGCGGAUGUUAUUAACAAUGGUCACUCUGUACAACUGAAUUUUGAUAGGAAGUCUAUGUUCCUUUCAGGAGGAGGUUUACCGUCAACAUACGUGUUGGAGCAAAUACAUUUUCACUGGCCCGCUGAACACACUGUGAACGGGGUGCGCGAUGCAUUGGAAGUGCACUUCGUCCAUUAUGAACUGUCACAUCAAAAUGUUGCUCAAGCUUCACAGUAUAAGGAUGGUAUUACCGUCAUCGCAACCUUAUUCGAGUUGAGUAAAGAAGAUAACGCGGAUAUAAUGCACAUCGUAAAAGUGGUAAACAUAUCUAACAGUUAUGAGCCGAAUACAAAGCCAGUGUCAGACAAGGUGGUUCCUUCACUUCUUUUCCCGAAGAAUCAUUCAACCUUUUACCGUUACAAUGGAUCGUUAACUACUCCAGAUUGCCUGGAGUCUGUCACAUGGGUGAUUUUCACUGAAAAACUUACGAUAUCGAAGCAACAGUUGCACGUUUUUGAAAGUGUUAAGGCGAAGAACGGCACCUUGAGCCACAAUUACAGACCAACCCAAGAUCUUGGAGACAGAAAAGUUUAUCUCCGUGGCAUCGAUUCUUCUGUCGCAAUGCCUACGUCGAAUUUAAUGUUCACACUGUUAAGUUUUAUGUUUAUCAAACUGUUGUGCUCGUAAUAAAACGUAUUGGUAUAACAGGAUUCGGUCAUGUGUUAUUAUCAAAUUAUCAGCAAGUUAUACUCGGAUCAAUUAUGUUAUACAUACGGAAGCGUGGCCUCUGCACGUUGUAGCUGAUCAUCAUCCGAUAUUCGCGCACUGUUCGGGUGAAUUUUACCGAGAUGUUUUAGGCAUUAUACAACUUUAUAAAUAAAUUUUACAUGUGCAUUUCAUACAUGUUACUAUUAUACACUUA